Trichoderma harzianum CBS 226.95 is the source of this 840-nucleotide messenger RNA. RefSeq lists its product as hypothetical. The record is from RefSeq and is a predicted model, not a curated record. The coding region runs from base 1 to 840 and encodes 279 amino acids. The transcript has a single exon. Gene Ontology annotation, molecular function: RNA-DNA hybrid ribonuclease activity; nucleic acid binding. Lineage: Eukaryota; Fungi; Ascomycota; Sordariomycetes; Hypocreales; Hypocreaceae.
AUGGGCAUAAAAGAGAGAGCUGUUGCACAUGAAAAUGCUCGCUAUAUAAGCAUCAUCAACAAAGCGCUCAACUUUAGCAAAGAAAUCACCAACCUGAAUGCUGCUUACAAACUCAGAUUGUGUGCCGAUAUUGUCAUACGUCAAAAGAAAAACGCUCUUGCUACGGCACAGAAUAUUUUCAAGUGUAAUUUCGGCCGCCGUCAUCGCGUUUUCUAUUCAGAUGGCUCUUCUACCACUACACCAAAACCAAAUUCAGCGCCACCAACUGUCAAGCCUCCCUCAAGCAUUCCAUCCGGUGCUGCUGUUGUCUACAAGUCUAAGAGGAACGAAGACUGGAACAUGAAAUUCUUUACCCCAACCAGUCGAGGGCGAGACACUAUCUUCACUGAGCUCGCCGCCAUCGCACACGCUUUGUCAAUUGCCAUGGCAGAGAGGGCGCUUUACCUGGACGAUAACCAAAAACACUCCAAUGGAAAAGCCAGGUGGUCCAAAGUGACAAUUUUCACCGAUUGCAUAGGCGCGCUGAAAAGGAUAUGCGAGCUUCGAGAGGGCGCCAUCGCCAAUGCCCAAGCGCUUUGCGACCCGCUUCUCCGCCAUAUCAUUACCAUGUCGCAAUACCUCUACGACAAGGGAGUCCAAAUCGAGUUGCGUUGGGUUCCAGGCCACUCUCAUGUCGAAGGUAAUUGCCGCGCCAACGCUGCCGCCCGAUACGCAGCAAAUCAUCAAGAUGUCGGCAUGCUCCUCCCGGAAGGAUUAAACUGGGACACGGAACCUUUGUCAAAUGAUAUGAAAACACAUGGCCCGCAACAACAGAAAAUGUCUCCGAAAAAGAAAGGCUAG